AUGUCGCCGUUUCCUGUUACCUGUCUAGCUGUGACAACUGUGUUGCUGCUAACCCUUACAACAUUUCUGGUUGUUACCUCAGAUCAGGAGGCUUAUUACAAAUCUUUGGGUCCAGGUUAUACCUAUGCUUACCUUCAGACAUCUCCAACAGAACAAUUCUUCUCAACACGAAAUCUACUCGACUGUACCGCGCUGUCUCUCAGGAGCCAAUCGCAAUUUUUCACUUACAACAAAGUCAGCCAUGUUUGUAAGAAUUACGCACCGAAUAAUUUUAUGACAGUCGUCAGCACGAAUGACAACAACGAGAUUUCCUUCAUUAAAAAUAGCCAAUGGAUAAAAGUAUAUGCCCUAUCAAUGGGAGCUGGUUCGAACGUCUAUAAUUCAUUUAUGAAUAUAGGAAGUCCUUCAACCUGGGAAGUAGAGAAAUGCGUCGGUACCUUUUGUCCUAACUUCUUCCGACAUCCUAUUCUCGAUUUCUGGAACUCUCUUGCCAUUGAUGAGGUCAAACUCGUGAUAUAUAAAAAUGAAACAGCUGUGGUGACUAUGAUAUUUGAUGGACGAAAUACAACCCUUGAAAGCUGGUUCUCUCAGGAAAACUUGAAAAGUUCUCCAUGGAAUGACUUAGCUUCCGGCAAUCCCGACACUUUCUCACUUCCGGGAUAUAAGAGUAAGCGCCGCUUCUACAUAACACAUCACUCUGGUUGUGCAGGAGACAAUGGCUGGUUGACCGUCAAUGAGGGCCCACUGUAUUGUCCGUUUGAUACCUCAAACCACUACCCUUUUAUCCGUUAUUCAGACAGCAAAUUUAAAGUCAUAUGGAGCAAGGGAUAUGGAAUAGGGGAUUCUAUGGCCAUCUUCAUCCGCUUAAGAUCCUGACUCACCAAUCAAAAUAUCCCUUGCAACUGACGUCAACCAGUACAAGGUAUUCACCACUUCUUACCAUGGG
Octopus sinensis (East Asian common octopus) is the source of this 946-nucleotide messenger RNA. RefSeq lists its product as uncharacterized. Bases 1 to 876 code for a protein of 291 amino acids. The transcript has 5 exons. NCBI's taxonomy places the organism in Eukaryota, Metazoa, Mollusca, Cephalopoda, Octopoda, Octopodidae. The record is from RefSeq and is a predicted model, not a curated record.